CAAUUGUGAGGAACUAAGGAAAGAAAUAGAUCGCUGUAAUUAGGAACAGCUCAGAGAUCUCCAAUGCGUUGUCAGCAGUGCAGUGAUAGCAUCGUUCGAUUUUUGUCCUUCGGAUUUCCUACACCAACAGGAAAGGGACAAGCGCUUAAACUCCAUCACAGAAAAUAACACCUAUGGCUCGCCUUUUGCCAAGUUCUUGUCGUGGUCUUUUUCUUUAACGUCCCUUCAUCAGUGGAACCCAUGAUUAGUUGACUCAUGUUUAAACACUGAUAAAACUAUUUGUUUUGUACAUGAAGGUGUUUUUCGGCGUCGUGUGUCAUUUAAAUGUAUACAUUGUAGGUGCAUGUGAUGAAACGGUAGCGAUCCCUUACCUUUGACGGACCAUAUUUGGCGUUUAAUUCAGGAAACAGCAUGAAACUUACAUGCAAAGGAUGUCCACUUCUGGAUUAUAUACUUAAUAUAUCUGUGCUCGUAAAGAUGCUGGUGUUCACCUGUCAUUUAUCCAAAACAGAUGCAAAUGCUUGCACCGGGACUUGUGAAGAAAAGUUCUUUGACAUGCAAAAAGGAUGUAACGAAUACGAAACAAAGAUAACGAAAUAUGACAACUUUGAACAAAGCAAAGAAUUAUGUCGAAGCCUGGUAGAUUUUCUAUUUUGUGUUGGAAAUGUAGCUCCGAUGUGUUUAGAUAAAAUGAUGGAGCUAAAGGCGCCCUAUUUCCAAAGCCCUUAUGACUGUCAUAUCACAGAUGAGGACUUAACUAAAAUUCAGAAUUAUAAAUCUUGUAAACAUCUCACUACAUCCAAUAGUAUAGAUCCCUCCACAGUAGCUAGCCAAACAUAUGAUCCGAACACAAAGUCUUUUUCUGUAGCAUUCCAAACUUCGAGCCCGACCAAUCAGCAACAGAAGGAAUCGAACUCUUCCAAUAAGUUAUAUGUCAGUCUUCAGACACUAGUGAUCGCCUGGCUGGUGUUUAUUGGAGUAAUAGAGAGAACUUUAUGCUGAAUGUUUCAGGAUUCCUGAUCUGCAUUUGUUUCAAUUUUAUAGACGUAGCCAAAUCUUGAGUGGGACAAAAAGCAGCUUCUCCAAUAAUCAAGCAGAUUGUGUUUAUCUGUCAAUGGUUAAAACUUAAACAAAUUCAAGGACAAAAACUAAAGCAAGCAUUGUCUGUAAACUUGAAAACUAUGAAAAUUUUAAAUGCUUGCAAAAUUAAGUCUUCUUAAAAUUUGUAUACUGUAUUUCUUUUACACAUUAUCGUCAAAUUAAUUUUGAUAAAAGAUAAAAAUGGGGUAAAGAAAUUAAGCAUCUAUAUGAACGUAGAUGAAGUUGAUUUAUUAAUAGAAAAAAUAUUGUAUGCAGUUAAAAAAAUCGUUAAAACCAUAUUUGUAUUGUUAAAUAUCGUAUCAUUUGAAACAGGUAUGCAUUCACAUGCACAUGUCGAUGUCCUUUAUCGUUUUAGAAACAGGAAUUUGCCACCUUUAAUUGACUUUUAUAGGUAGUACUUUAAAAAUUACAACUAGGUUAAUUAGACAUAAGUACACUUUUUAAUGUAUGAAUCUUACAAUAUGCUUUGGUCCGAGACGUCAUACGCGCGACGACU
Molecule: messenger RNA, 1597 nt
Organism: Saccostrea cuccullata (small rock oyster)
Lineage: Eukaryota; Metazoa; Mollusca; Bivalvia; Ostreida; Ostreidae
Exons: 4
Coding region: 412-1002 (196 amino acids)
Source: RefSeq, a predicted model, not a curated record